UUGUGCAUCUGUUCGUUAUUUGAUGGCGUACAAAUAUGAUAUUAAUUAUCAAAGUUAUAUAGAAUCUGGUUAUCAUGAACUUAGUAAGAAAGAAAAUUUCAAUUCAAGUGCAGAAAAAAUUCAUCUGUUAUGGAUUCACAAACAGAAAGUAUGUGGAAUUGUCGUCAAUGAAGACUAUCGUGAUUUGAUUCAAGCACAAGUAAAAAUGACUAAAAAGUAUUUGCACACGUUAAAUACCGAACUUAAAGCUGAAUCUAAGCAUGAUUAUCGACAAUCCAAUGUUCGACAAACAUUUGCUUCAUUCUAUGCAAUACCAUUUCAAAGUGCGAUAAUUCAAUGGAUUGAAGGUUAUCUUGUGUUGACAAAUGAUCAAACAUUUUUACAACAUCUCAAUAAUCGAUUUUACAUUGAUGGUUGUCAUUUAACACCUUUUGAAUUGCAAUUUAUUCUUUUAUCAUCUGCUAAAUUACAAACAACUUAUCGAUGUACUAUUGAAUUUCUUCUUCUUCUCUCCAGUUCAGUGUCUCAAGGUUAUCGUUUUCAUGAUACAAAAAUCUAUCAUGGAAUUCAACUUAUUGAAAGCGCCAGACAUAAAGCACUCUUUGCUAUAAAAUUAAAUGAACAUGAAGAAUCUAUCGAUAUUGAUCAGAUUUAUAAACUCAUUUUAAUGCUUCAACAUUCUUCUGAUGGUUCUGAACAGUUAGAAAAUAUGACUUUGUAUGAAUGGAUCGAUAUUGCGAAUAAGCAGAAAUGGAGUGAAAUUGGAGCUCUGAUAAAAAAAUAUGGUGAUGUUGGAUAUUAUCUUGGUUACUUGGACGAUCAUGGGCGAAAGGAUGAAGAACGAAGAAUGCGUCAAGUUUUUGAUCGUGUACAAUAUAUUCCUGAAAUUCUAAUUGCUAAAAUUUCUCAGUUUAUAGUUAAUGCAGAAGUUAAUGCGGACGAACAUUAUUUUAACACACUUCAAUUACUUUUGGAAUUAGGCAAUGAUUUUUCUGAUUUAGAGGUAAAUUCGGAAAAACGUCCAUAUUUGAUAACAUGUGAAUGUGAACAACAAAAGUUUAUAAAAUUUAUUGAACAACGAAAUCCAAGAGUGUAUCAAGCACUAUUACCAAAUAGCGAACGAACAGUUGAUGAGAUGAUCAAUCUUGUUACCGGUUUACAUGAUAUUACAGAAGAAUCUAAACAAACACGUCAAUAUGAAGUCAAACGAAUCGGAAAUAUGGCUAAGACAUUACAAAAGAAUAACAAAAACGACAAGACACUUUCUGAAAGCAUGCGUCUACUAUUAGAAUAUGAUGAUUAUCUGGAAGAGUUACAUCACAUACGUUUGCGUCCAACCCAAAAAAUGGCUAUUCUCUACGCCGUUGAAAAUGAAAAGAAUGUUUUGGAACAAGUCAAUACAGGAGAAGGAAAAUCCUAUAUUAUUGCUGCUAUUGCAAUUAUUCGUUGUAAGAUUCGAUAUAAAUACGUUGACAUUAUAACAAGUUCUCCUGUGCUUGCACAACGUGAUGCUGAUGUUAUGCGAAGUCUAUAUGCUAAAUUUAAUUUAACUGUUGGACACAAUUGUGACGAAGAUGUUGAAAAGAGAAAGAAAGCUUAUGAAUCACAUAUUGUCUAUGGUGAUAUUGCUCGUUUUCAACGUGAUUAUUUACUACAUACAUUUUAUAAAAAGAAUGUACUUGGUGAUCGAACACGUGAUGCAGUUGUAGUAGAUGAAGUUGAUAAUAUGUUAUUAGACAAUGG
Didymodactylos carnosus is the source of this 1743-nucleotide messenger RNA. The record is from the annotation of a GenBank genome assembly. NCBI's taxonomy places the organism in Eukaryota, Metazoa, Rotifera, Eurotatoria, Philodinida, Philodinidae.